This is a messenger RNA of Adineta steineri, 1245 nucleotides long. NCBI's taxonomy places the organism in Eukaryota, Metazoa, Rotifera, Eurotatoria, Adinetida, Adinetidae. The record is from the annotation of a GenBank genome assembly.
AUGUCAGCUGAAGAUAAUUCAUCUUCCACUACAAAACGACCAUUUGGUUUAUCAUUUCCAAGUAAACCAAAAAGCAAAACAACAGCAAUACUACCAAUUAAUAAAAAUUGUUUCGCAGCUUCAGCUUUUUCUCUUGAUGAUGAUGAUGAUGCAGAUACAUCGACUAAAAUAAGUAAACCUCCAACAUCAAGUCGUCUUUCACUUAAUCCAAAAGCUCAACGUGAUAUUGAACAAGCACUUGAAGAAGAUCCAAAUAUAUAUGAAUAUGAUGAAGUCUAUGAACAAGUUAGUUCAACUGUUCAACAAGAACAACGACGUGAAGAAAAAAAACGUCUUGAACGUGAAUCAAAUACUGUUCGAGAAGCAAAAUAUGUUGUUGGUCUUUUAGAAAAAAAUAAACAACGUCAAAAAGAAUAUGAUCGAGUUCUAGAACGACGUAUACAACGUGAACGUGAAGCAGAAGGUGAUCUUUAUGCCGAUAAAGAAGUAUUCGUUACAUCAGCAUAUAAAAUUAAAUUAGCUGAACAACAAGCUGAUUUAGAACGAGAAAAACUUGAAGAUAAACGAGAAGCUUUAUUAAAUGUUCUAGGACAAGAUAAUAUGGAUGCUUUUCAUCGUUUUCAAUUUAAACUUCGAACAGGUGAUGCAACAAUUCUUGAAGAAAGUGAAAAAAUAAAAACUGAACCAACAAUAGAAAAAUCUUCAACUUCUCGUAAUGUUCGUCAACUUCGUACACGUGCAACACAUGAUGAUGAAGAAGCAAUGGAAACAAAUUCUGCUGAGGAUGGUGAUGAUAAUGAUAUAAUGUAUAAACGUGCACGUGAAAAACAUGCACGAGCAACUGAACGUGAACAACAAGAUGAAGAAAUUGAUGAAAAACCAAUUAUUGAUGAAAAACCAAAAACACGUCCAGUUAAAGUUCGACGUAUUAAUGAUCAAGCAACACAAGCAUUUGAUGAUGAACAAAUUGAAAUGGGUGUUGGUCCAGGUGGUAAAAAAAAUAAAACUGACAAGAAUAAAAAAAAUGAAAAAAUUGAUACAAAAGAAAAUGAUGUAGCAACGGUAAGUAUGCCAAUUGCAGCUGAAAAAAAACGAUUAGCUGAAGAAACAAGAAUUGAAAGAAUACGUCGAUUAUGUGAAAAAAGAACGGUUGGAGAUGUAUUAGAUAUGGCUCAACAAGCUUAUUAUGAACGACAACAAAAACGAGAAUUAUUCAAAGACUAUAUUGAAAAAGCUGAAUUGUAA